Molecule: messenger RNA, 628 nt
Organism: Entamoeba nuttalli P19
Lineage: Eukaryota; Evosea; Mastigamoebida; Endamoebidae
Product: Rab family GTPase
Exons: 2
Biological process (GO): vesicle-mediated transport
Cellular component (GO): Golgi apparatus; trans-Golgi network; vesicle
Molecular function (GO): GTPase activity; GTP binding
Source: RefSeq, a predicted model, not a curated record
GGAAGAGUCAAAGGAAGCAUUACAAUUAAAAAUCAUUGUUAUUGGAGAGCCAAGUGUAGGUAAAACAUCAACCAUUAGAAAGUAUUGUCAUGGUGUAUUUGACCAAUUGUACCGUGCAACUAUUGGUGUUGAUUUUGCUGUUAAAUUUACAACAGUUGAUGAACGUGAUGUUGAACUUAGAUUAUGGGAUAUUGCAGGUCAGGAAAAGUAUAUUGCUAUGACUCGUGUUUAUUAUAAUGGAGCACAUGGUGCUAUUAUUAUGUAUGACCUCACUAAUCCAGAUACAUUUGCAGCUACUGAUAGAUGGAAGGAAGAUCUUGAGAAUAAAGUCAAAUUUAAUGAACAAUCAAUUCCUGCAUUAUUAGUUGGAAAUAAAGCUGAUUGUUUAAGUGAAGAAGAAUUAAAAAAGGCACAAGAAGACUUAAUGGCUAAAGUAGCAGAACAAAAGUAUUCAGAUGGUAUUUUAACAUCAGCCAAAAGUGGACUUGCAGUUGAAGAGGCAAUGGCAAAAAUUACACGAUUGAUAUUUAAACAAUUCUCUGAUCUUGUCAAUCCAAAACCUGAUGCUAAUAAUGUUGAUAUUUCCAAACAAGGUCAACAAACCCAAAAAGAAGGGGGAUGUUGCUAA